AAAAGAGAAGAAAAAACACAGCUAUAGUAAAUGUCAGGCAGUAAUAUUUCACUGCUACUGUAAACCUAAAUGGAAUGUCUGCCUUUGGCACAAGAUUUAACUAUGUAUUAUGUGUGUUUUCUGUUCUUGUUUUUUGUCUUUAGAUGCAAUAUUUUGAAUGCUACAGUGAGGAACAUCAUUGUUAAUCAAAUAUACAAGUACAGGACAGCUUAAUUUACAUAUGUCUCUUUUUUCUAUAGGAAAGGUUUCAUUCAUGGAAGAUCUUGCCUGAUCCCAGCCCUCUUCUCUGCUCUAAUUUCUUAACAUUAGGAAUUAAUUGAUGUCGUACCUGAACGUGCUUUAUGCUUAAAGCUUCUUACAGUGGUGCAGUACAUGCAAUAUGUUUGGUAGUAGAGAGGUGUUUGAUUACAGGGGUGAUAAAGGUAGUUUAUAUUACAUUUUAUCAGUUAAGGAUGGGGGAGAGGAAGGAGAAAGACAUAUUGCAGAACUUUUAUUAUCUUCCUUUUAAUAUCAGUUGGAAUAGAUCCUUUUGUUAGGUUUUAUGUUUGUUGCAAAAUAAUAUGUAAGAAUAGUGACUUCUGUCUUGUUCUCUCCUGACUUGGGGUUUUCUUACCUCAUUUGUAGUGUCGAGUUAUAAGCAAAUACACAUUUAUCCCCAGAAUUUUCACUUCUGGCUUCCCAGCACUGUUGAUCCAUACUGUCUGGUUAGAAACCAGAUAAAAGAAUGUAUUUUAAACAAUGUUUAAAAGAAAUUGCCAAUAAGUGGCGCAGUUAAAACUUGGUUUCUUUCAGGUAGCUUCAUAUUGCCGUCCUGUAGACUGAGAAUAAAGGUACCAAUAUGCCUACAUUUUAUCUUAGGCUCCCAGUGCAGAAGUCUGCCUGUGUAUAUGAAGGGUUCUGAGAGAGGGUCUGCCUUUUUAUUUAAGAAGCUCGUUUUGGUUUUGCUAAGGUUCUAAAGCAUUUCUUCUCCCAGAAGCUUCUUAGCCUUUCAUGAAUGGGCUGGGCACAGCUGCAAACACUAACUGUUCUAAUACACCUUCCAGCUGUGGGGAAUCUUCUACUGUUAGACAUCUUUAGGAGUCUGAUGAACAUUGUGUACGUUUUCCAUUCCAUGCUCAGUGAGUCUCUACCUGUACUACUGUUCAAGUGCAAAAAUGGAAAUGUUGACGCUGCUCCCUUUGCUGUGCUUUCUAUUUGAAGUCCUAUGGCAAGUGGCCACCUUUUUUCUGAUGUCUGGCAAGGCGUUCUGUUGUUCUGUCUUUCACUUGACUCCUUACCUGCAGGAUUAUUUGAUGCACUUCCUUUUUUUUUUCUUUUUAAUAUUCAGUUCCUGGUUUUUCAUUAGCAGGUUGGUCUUCUGCUUUCCGUGUUUAAUUCUUGAGUUUUGUUGCUUGCUUGCUUUCACCUUCUCCAUCUGCUGUAAACCACCUAAUUUUAGUAUUUGAGUAGUCAGUCUGUUUUCCUCCCUCCCCCCAUUUUUUGCAUCCCAGUAACAUAUUUACAGUGGUGGUUCGUGUUUUUCUCUCUGUUCUGUCACCUCCUUUGUGUUCCUUCUCAUCACUGUCAGACACCGGUCCUGAGUAAACUUGUCUAACGGUUUACGUACCUGACAUCAUCUACUCUUGCCCUGCAGCUCUGUACCUGGAGCCCCAUACAUUUGGGUGAACAAGGGCAUCUUUCCCCACUUAACGGCUCUGUUGUUUGCAGCAGCCCUCCAGGACAAGUAAUCCAUAAUGGCUGUCUUCCUUCCUCCCUUUUCCCCUAAACUUCAUUAGGUCACAUUGUAGGGGAACAACCACGAUGUACAUCUUUCUGUGUUGGUAAAAUGUUGCCCACCUAGCUGAACAAGUGGACAUGAAAUAUGCAUCUGAGAAGCAUCCUGUGCAGGUUGGGGAGCUCAUCCUGGAACUGAGUCAGCAGCUUUCCUACAGUAGUAUCUUACUUUGGGUGUUAGUCUGCCUUUGCUGUCUAGUCAUUUUAUUUUACAUAUUUGUCUGCUGCAUUAAGGAGCCUUGUGCUGCCACAGCUAUGUUGCAAGUGCACUUACAAGGAGUAACUAUGUCAUUCACAAAAAGUUUUCAAAAUCUUUUGAUAUGGAACCGAAUACCUUAGCAUGACUUUAUUGACCAAAACCCUUAUUUUUUUAAUUUCACUUAAGAGCAAUGGUUUGGCUUGUUUGGUGUGGGGUUUUUUGGUUUUCUUUCUCCAGCAGCGUCCUUUUAUUUUCUUUUUCUUUCUACCAUAGAGAAAGGAUUUCAGUAUUUUAAAGCUGAAAAAAGUGCAUGGCCAUGCAGAGGGACAAUCCUCAGGUUUGGAUUUACAGUAACUAGUGACAGAAAGAGAAACUAUGCAUGUGGUAACAAGCUUGUGGUGAAGUCUUUGACUUCAGCAGGAAUUUUGUCUGAGUAAACCUUGGCUAUCAAUUAUUUUUUGCUGUGGUGCCCACUCUUGUACUUCUGUCCGCUCUCAGGGUGUAUGUACAUCUCACACUCUUGUGUAGAGACGCUGUCUUUGGAUUUCAGAAGCAAUCUAAGUACAGGACUCCACACCAAUAAGAUUUCGUGUUCUUCAAGUCCAACUGUAACAUCAAGUUCUGGUAGCAGUAGUUCUCUAUCACCCCUUGGAUCUCUCUGUAGACAGAGAUCAUUAGCAAAUGGUGGUUCAUGUUCUGAGUCAAGCACAUCUGGUGUUUCUUCAUCAAUAUCUUCCUAUCCGAAAGCACCAGGCUUUGAACGAGAAGAUCAGGCAAAGCAUCGAGAAUUCCCAGCUGAGAAUCAGCAGACAAUAAAUGAACAAGACAACAAGCAGAACCAUCUCAGUGUUUUUUCAGCAGUUAACCCACUCGCUUCCAGUAUAACUUCCAGUCUGGCCUCUAGUGUUGGGUCAGAUGGUUCAUCUCCUACAGCUGUCUCUGCUAUCAGUGCCAAAGCUCUCCCGUUCUAUUCUGGCAGUAACACAGUUGAAUCUGUAGUAGGUUCUGCUUUAGAUUUGCAUUUUAAUGAUGUGAACAUUGCAUCCCUAGAUAGAGAACUAGAAGAUCAAGAAGGCAGUGACCUUGGAUUAGCAAGUCAAAGAUUACUGGGAAGUUCAGCACCUGUCAACAUUCCAGGUUCUCUUGUUCGUUCCUCAUCUUUACAUUCAUCAUCAUCCCUUUCAACCUCUCCACUUAGUUCUCUCUCACAAUCACUGUCUCAGUCCUUUGUUUCGUCCGCCAUGGCUCCUCACUACCAACAGCCUCAGCCUGUGAGGACAGACCGUGGUUUGUUGGGCACCUCAGCCUCUUCUCACAGCCCUGCAGGUGUAAAUGGUGUUACAGGGAGCAUUUGGGACUUUGUAACUGGGAAUGUCUCCCCUAGCUCAUCCCCAGUACUAAGCGGUGGCACCACCCCCUCAAUAAGUCCAAACGCCAGUGGGAGCGAACUGACUCGAGUUAGACAGGAACUUGACAAUGCCAAGAAAAAAAUGAAACAAUGGGAAGAAUCUUGGAAACAAGUAAAACGGGCCUGUGAUGCAUGGCAGAAGGAGGCUCAAGAAGCAAAAGAACGUGCUGACAUCGCAGAUGUGGACAAACAACUUGCUCUGCAGAAGAAGGAGGAAGUGGAAAAUCAGUUUAAAAAGCUGAAGACACAAUUAGCUGCUUGUCUGUCUACUACGUUACCUUAUAUGAAAAACUAUGGAGAUAUAGAAAAGAUAUCUUUGCCAAAGCUUCGGUCCUUACAAAACCAGCUGCACUUAGAUUUAGAAACAAUAGAUGAGGUGAUUUUUCAGCUUCAGUCCAAGAAGUGUGUCGUAUGUCAGGAAGGUGAUCGUAGCAUUAUCCUUAAUCCACGUCAGCAUUGUGUUCUUGGCGAUCACUGCGCAGCUGCACAAGAAGAAUGUCUGUGCCGCAAGAGAAAAGAUAAUCCGUGGUAACAUACAGGCGUAGUACUCAUAUCAUGUUCAUGAAUUAAAUAAUUGUAUGGUUUUAUACUUUGUAUAAGAAUUAUAUCACUGAUAAUUAAUCCAUCUAAUAGUGCUAGACUGAUUGCCAUCUUGAUGUGGGAAACUUAGUUGCGUUAAGAUAGAGAAUGAGCUUGCUCACCCUGACAUACCGACUUCAGUCACUUCGUGGGGUUCUGUCAUUCCCCCCAAGUCCCAUCGCAGCUGUUUCUGACUUCCACUUACAUUCCCAGCGCACAGCAGCUUAGCUUCAUUUGCACUGUAAUGACUUUGUAUGUGUCUUACCAUGAUGCCCGAAUGAAGUGUUUACACCGGUUAUUUUCGUACACAGAAGAUGGGUACGUAGAUACGGUAACUGCACACUCAACAGUACCAGUGGUCCCUUUGCCGUGCGUGUUGUGUGCGGAACGCCAGAGCCAGUAUUUUGCAAUCAGUCUAACACUAUGUUUACUUGGAUGUUUGAAAAACACUGAUUAAUAUAAAAGCACUUUUUAAUUAUUGCAUUUUAUUAGAAGAUAUGUUGUAAAUGGCUUCAAGCUGCUUUUUGGGUCUUAUGUUUCUUUUUUUAAUAUGCAAUAAUACGACAUGUUAUAUGUGUACUGUGAAUUUAAAAUAUUUUACAUUGUUUUACUGUUAAAUUACAAUAUGAUUAAAUAGAAAUGAUAACUUACCUAGUUCUUUUACAAUUUAUAAUUUAAGUGCAUACUGUAGUAUUUAUAAAGGUACCAGCAGACACAAAACCAGUGAGGCACGUGUGCUUUCAUAUCCAAAGGCGUUUUUUCAAUCUUGUGAAACAGGUCAGUUUCAGUAAAAUGUGCAUUUGCACAUUCCCCUCGGUGUGGAUGUCUGUAGUCCUAAAGUAUUUGUACGUCUCCUAACCCGUGUGGAACUCAUUGGGAGCAGAUACGAUAUAUCUAAUAUUACCAAGUGCCUAUCCCAAAUAUCCUAUAAAAUGGCAGAAGACAUAAAAAAAUAAUUUUACAACUAAUUUCUAUUGCUUAAUUUUGUAUUGAACAAUUUGACAAUAACCAGAAUACAUCUCUUGCUUUUAUAAAUAUUUAAUAAUACACUUCUUUUCAACAGCGAAGCAAUGCACGUUUGAAAGGAACUACAGAAGUAUUUAAAUAUGUAAUCAGGCAGCGGCACUUUGACACAGAGAUUCUUUUAAAAAGUGGUAAUGUCCUUACUUCAUCCUGGUAGUUGUGAACAUGCAAUUCAGAAGAAGUUAAUUAAUUACUGCAUGUUAACCCUGUAUAUUUUUAUUUUUGUUACAUAGAAUAAUUGCCUGCAUUAUUCCUUUUUCUAUUAAAUUCAGGUGUAACACUAGUACAGCUUAGAUUGAAAUGACCUGCUGCUGUGUUACAUGAUUUGUAUCUCUGUAUUACUGUAUUGAGUACAAACAGUGAGUUCACACAGGCAGCAGAGAGUUCACCUGCCUCCAGUUCAGUCACGCUAAAACAAGAAACAAGAUGUACACUAAAAUUCUUAUCAUUGAAAUAGAGUUUUUGAGAACUGCGCCAGCAUUAAAGGGCCCGAGCCAAUAGUACCGCAGGCACUGUCUCCCUUGGGGUUUAGUGUUCUGUAUACAGAGGCUUGAAUUAGCAAAAAGUCAUUACACAUUAUCUGUGAGAACUGAAUGCGCAGACGUGUUGCUGCUUUCCUAAGACACAGACCUGCAGGAACACUGGAGACCUUUUGGGAAGGGCAAGGUAGGGUAAAAUAUUAAAUACACUUCUACUUGCUGCUAUUUCAAAAUUUUGUCUGUAUAUCACUUUAAAGAGCAAAGUUUGGUUCCAUAACAUGAUUUUGUUGACUUCAACAGUUUCUCUGAAACAUUUGUACUGAGGAAAGCAUAAAAUUGGACUGUAUUUGCAUUUCCAAACACUCUUUUCUGCCCUGAAGUAAGAUGUUACACUUUGAAAGGUGUUCCCAGCUUUGGACUUUUAAACAAAGGACCGUGGAUCCCCGAGUUUGGCUGUAGGUAUUAAUUGAUUUUUUGCAUCUGUGUAGCCUUUGCAAAGACAGAGUUUUGAACAGCAUUUUGGACUAAAGCAAAAGUAGUUCUGUAAGGGGUUUGUUUUGGUUUUCUAAACGGUGAGCAAACUGAAGAACAACGUGUCAUAGUUUGAAAUUAUGUAGUUUUCAAACAAGCAGUUAUUUUGGACACCAGUUUACUGUAUUUAUGUCGCGUAGAGCAGCAUUCUGCAACCAUUGUGCUCACAAAAACAUUUAGAAAUAGCUUAGUGCUGUUUUGAAAGAAACCAGCUGAGGCCACAUUGUGCUGCCCUUACGCAGAUACGUGACCUUUGUCACCCACAAAUGGGUUUUGUGCUGUCGUGUCAGAGUUCGUAGUUCUCCAUGGGUGUUCUAGUGCAUUUGCCUGUGUCCUAGGGCUACGGUUUAGUCCCUUUUUUUGGUAGUAACAGGCAAUUUUCCUCAUCUUGUGACACCAACAAAAAAGGAAUGUGACAAGUAACUGCAGUGUGAAUCAUCACCCGGAUAUCAUAGUUUAUACGUGCUGCAUUUUUACAGGAAAUGAACUAUUAUGUUUAGUCUGUUGCUUCUUAAAGUUGUAUGUUUUGUGUUUUGCAAUGAUGAAUCUUGAAAAUAAUGAUGUGUGUCCUAUAGUAGCAUCAGUACUGAACGUUUUUCGGGUGUUCCCUGUAAGUUCCUGUGGUGCUGAGUUACACACACAUCUACAAACGAUCAAGAAACCGUUUUGUGGAGAAGGAAAAACCCAUACCAAAGAAACACACCCAUGUGUGAACUUCUCCGAGUGGGCAGCUUGCUGUGAUUAUGGACGAAUCCUUAGGUAAUCACUUGAACCAGAAAUCAUCAUACAUUACAGACAUACGAAAAUAAUACAGUCGUUCUUCACUAAACUCUUUUUGUGAGGAAUUACAAGCAAAAUUUUCUGUAUCUUUAAUAAAAUAAGUCAACUGCAAGUACAAAUAAAUACGUACUUGAACCCCAGUACUUUAAAACGGAGGAUAACAAAAUAUAUGCAGUUGAUUAGAGACUAUUUGGAAGAAGUCAGAAGUGAAAUCUGACCUUUGUAAAUAUUCAUCCUUGUUCUAUCUACACCAUCUAGAAAGUGGAUACAUUAAAAUUACAUUUUAGCGAGACCACAGUACAGUAAUUUGCUGAAUUCACCAAGUACAGAAAAGCAAACUAAAUAGAUUUUCGAGAUUCAUUUUGGUAUUUGACGGAAGUUCUGUGUUAAUUUAUGUAAGAAUAUAAUUUUUAAUGUGAAUGCCAUUAUGUUGUCACAAUUACUUUAGCCUGGGGAAUAAUAGAUUAAAAUUGUGAUUUCUCAGGGUUCUUACAGUUAGGGGCUGUAAUUUAACCAGAAGGAUGUUAAUUACAGAUGGAUCCCAAGCUGCAUGUUAUAGGCUUAUUAUUAGUCUUCUUUGAGUAGCAGAUUAUUAAAGACAUACUUGUUUCACUCUAUUGUCAUCCAGAGUAUCCCGGUAUUAAAUAUAGGUAGUAAUAUUAUUACUGUCACACAUGCUUGUGUAUCUGUGGUCAUCAUCAGACCCUAAAUAAAUAUGGAAUUUUUACUCAUAUUAAUUUAUGGAAGCUGUUAAUGUUUUGAGUGUAUAGACAGAAAUGAUUUUGUGAAUGAAUUUUUUCUUAAUACAAAUCAUAUUAUUUAUAAUGCAUAUACUCAUUUACUUGUAGUGAACUGUUCAAAAUCGUUAACGCUUGUUAAAACUUUUCUAUGCUAUAGCGUUUAUGCAAUGGUUUACAGAAGUCAUGGAAUUAUUUUUAUUACCAACAUGGAAAUAAAAUUUUGAUCUUUAUUUCUAAGCAA
Messenger RNA from Columba livia (rock pigeon), 7753 nucleotides. RefSeq names its product unk like zinc finger (gene UNKL). Gene Ontology annotation, molecular function: metal ion binding. Lineage: Eukaryota; Metazoa; Chordata; Aves; Columbiformes; Columbidae. The coding region runs from base 2476 to 3912 and encodes 478 amino acids. The transcript has 9 exons. The record is from RefSeq and is a predicted model, not a curated record.